GAAUUCCCCCCAGUUUGCAACUCCCAGUCAAAAAUGACUCGUACUUCACAUCACAAUUUUUAAGAUUGUUAUCUUGCACUAUCUACCACAUUCAACGUGAAAUCCGACUCGGUGGCUCCUUCACCUCGCAUUGUUGCGCUUUUGGCCCGCAGGGCUGGAAUGCUUAAUUCCACCAUGGCACUAGUCGAAACUUCCGCAGGAUAUGCGCCCGUGAAAGAGAAGAACCCAUUUGAAGAACCCCCCGCAGUUGUGAUUACCCCUUCUGAUCCAUGGCCGCGACCAUAUUAUCUAGAGAAUGGGUUGCGCAGAGUCGCGCCGUACCAUUUCACCUACAAUACGUACUGCAAACAAAGAUGGAGGGGAAGAGAAAUACUAGAUAUAUUUUCAAGUGAAUUCCGAGAUAGGCCAUUGGAAUAUUAUGUACGUUAGGAAUAUUCGAAGCAAAUUGGAGCCCUGCUGACAGGCUUAGAAAGAUGCCAUGGAACGCGGAGCUAUUGCUGUGAAUGGCAAACCCGUCGAAUCAACUUCGCAGAUUAUAAAGAAUGGAGAUGUUAUAUCACACACCCUGCAUCGACAUGAACCCCCUGUUACAGCUCUUCCAAUAUCAAUUGUGCAUGAAGAUGAAGAUAUCAUCGUGAUAAACAAACCUUCCGGCGUUCCGGUCCACCCUGCCGGUCGAUACAAUUAUAACUCUGUAGUUGAAAUCAUGAGAGCUGAGCGCGGUCAUGGCUGGAAUCCUUUGCCGUGUAAUAGGUUGGAUAGGUUAACUAGUGGCAUUAUGUUCAUUGGAAAGCAUGCCAAGGCUGCAGAAGCACUAAGUUUACAAAUAUCAGGGCGCACUGUCAGAAAAGAGUAUAUAGCACGAGUAAAAGGAAAGUUCCCGGACGGAGAAGUGGUUUGUGACAUGCCAAUUCUGCAGAUAUCGCCGAAAUUGGGACUGAAUCGUGUUCGGGCAAGUGGUAAAGCCGCUCGCACUGUCUUCAAGCGCCUAGCAUAUUAUCCGCCGGAAAACCUCCUAGAACAAGUUGAUGGCAGCUCCGAGCCGAUGGAGCUAGACAAGUCGGAACCAUCGAUGAACAAGGAGGGCUAUUCGAUCGUUAGAUGCCUUCCAGUCACAGGACGUACACAUCAACUCAGAGUUCAUUUACAAUUUUUGGGUCAUCCUAUUGGCAAUGAUCCUAUAUAUUGCAACCAACGCGUAUGGGGGACGAGACUUGGGGAAAAUGAUUCUGAUGCAACUCAAGAUACGGAUGAAGAUAUUAUAACUCGUCUUUCGAGGAUGGGCAAGUCAGAAGUUGCUGAUGCUGUAGCCUACCAUGAUGAGAUGGUAGACGAAUACAACAAGAAAAAGGCCGAGAAGAUGUCUGGAGAGCUAUGCGACGUAUGUCAGACCCCUUUAUAUACUGACCCAGGUGAGCAAGAGCUGUCUCUGUGGCUCCACAGCCUCCGCUAUGAGGAUGCCGGGGGUUCUUGGAGUUACGUGAGCCCUCUCCCAACAUGGGCCUUACCUCCUGCCGGUAUGGAUGGACCGACAGAAGUUGGAGGUAUGGAAGAGCUGGUCAAGGCCGUCAAGGAAGACAACCCUGAAAUCGCAUGAGCCCUGUAACGUCCUCUGUUUGAUACAUUCUUCUGAAUGUACUUGACAGCCAAAGGCAUAGUAUAUAGUUCAUCGGAAGUAACGACCUUUUCAGUUCAUCGAAUCAAACGCCUUCGUUACAGCAUUUUGGUGGCAGGUAUUAGCGAGGCGAGAUAGUCAAUAUUUCUGUUAGAGCCCGCUCGGCAUCCGACUCAUAUAGACGGCAACUUUACCAAACAAACCACAAGAUUUACGGGUUUGACUUAAUGGUUUAUCAACAAUUCAAUAUAUACCUGUCUAUGCUUGAAAAUUUGAAUUGAUAAAUGUUUCACGGAAUUUGAUCCACCUAUCUAUCAAAAAUCCAAAU
Messenger RNA from Sclerotinia trifoliorum, 1943 nucleotides. Lineage: Eukaryota; Fungi; Ascomycota; Leotiomycetes; Helotiales; Sclerotiniaceae. The record is from the annotation of a GenBank genome assembly.